GCAUCUGCAGUUCCCAUUAUCUCUUUCUUUCAUCAUCAACUGUGCCAGCUUGUUCCAUACAUGCACCACCCUCUGUGUGAAAAUUUUUAAAUCUUUUCCCUUUCAGCUUAAACCUAUGCCAUCUGGUUUUGGACUCCCCCUCCCCCCUGCCAGCCUUCGGCAAAGGACCUUGUCUACUGUCUGUUUACUGUAUCUACGUCCGUCAGGAUUUUAGAAACUCAGACAGUCACCCCUUAGCCUCUGACAAUUCGGGAAAACAGCCGCAGCCUAUUCAGCAUUUCCCUGUCGCCCAAAAUCCUCCAAUCUCUGCAACAUCCUUGUAAAUCUUUUCUGAACCCUUUCAAGGUUCAUAACAUCUUUGCUACAGCAAGGAAACCAGAAUUGAACACAGUAUUCUAAAAGUGGCCUGACCAAUAGCUUAUACAACUGUGACAUGACAUCCGAACUCCUAUACUCAAUGCUCUGACCAGUGAAGGCAAGUGUUCCAAAUGUCUUCUUCACCACUUUGUCUACCUUGACUCCACUUUCAAGGAACUAUGAACCUGCACAUCUAAACCCGAAACUAUUUGUGGAUAAAUCUGCCACAUUCAUUUUAAAAAUGGCAUAUGUUAAUUUCCAAGAAAGAGUUAAGCAUUAACAUAAAGCCAAGAACUGCGGAUGCUGGAAAUCUGAAACAAACAUGGAAAUCUUUUGAGAAACUGAGCAGAUCUGGCAGCAUCUGGGGAGAGAAAACAGAGUUCAUGUUUCAGGUCCAAUGACUAUUUUUCAGAAAUUUAAUUUCCUUGAAUUUCCUCAGAGAGAAUGGGACUGAGUCAACAGGUUUUUCUUUUGUAUUCAUUCGUGAGAUGAUUCACUGGCUAGGCCAGCAUUUAUUGCCCAUCCCGAAUUGCCCAGAGGCCACUUAAGAGUCAGCCACAUUGCUGUGGGUCUGGAGUCACAGACUGUCCUCUAAAAUGCCUGAAGGACCCGAACUGCACCUGGCCGCCAGGUUUGUUAACCAGGUCUGCAGCGGCACUGUAUUCUCGGGGCAAGUAGAAAAGUCUGCGGUGAGCAAAAACUGUGAGGUGCCUUUCAAGUGUGACGCCUACCUCAUCUCCGCGGUGUCGAGAGGGAAAGAGGUCAAACUGACCCUUGCCUCCAUCAAAGAGGAGGGUGGCAAGGAAGGGAUCACGUCCAAUGGGGUGGAACGGGAGGAUGGUCUACCAGCGCCGAUGGACGUCGUCUUCCGCUUUGGCAUGUCCGGCUCCUUCAAACUGACGACUGAGGAGGACAUCCCGAAACACGCCCACCUCAAGUUCUUCACCAAACAGAAACCCAGGCAGGUGUUGUGCUUUGUUGACCCCAGAAGGUUCGGGAGUUGGGAAGUCAACGGGAUCUGGCAGCCGGAUAGAGGACCGUGCGUGAUGCUCGAAUACGAGAGGUUCAGAUCGAACAUACUGACAAACCUAUCGGACAGAGCGUUUGACAAGCCGAUCUGUGAGGUGCUGUUGAAUCAGAAGUACUUCAAUGGUAUUGGCAAUUACCUCCGAGCAGAGAUUCUCUACAGGUCAAAAGUCCCCCCUUUUGAAAAAGCCCGGACUGUUCUGGAACCUUUGCUGCACAAAGAAACGACGAAUGAGUUACCUUUGAGCAAGAAGAUAAAGAUAAAGAUGCAGAAUCCUGAUCUUCUUGAGCUUUGUCACAUGCUUCCGAUGGAGGUUAUUAAUUUGGGUGGCAAGGGUUACGAUCCCGAGCACGUAGGUGAAUCCUCGGCCUUUGAGGACUGGCUCCAGUGCUACAACGUCGAUGGAAUGCAGUUGUUACGUGACAGUAAUGGAAGAACCAUUUGGUUCCAGGGAAACCCAGGACCCAUGGCACCGAAAGGAUCCAAGACUCCCAAGCCCAAGUCUCGGGGAAGAAAGGAAACGGACAGAAGUGGAAAGAAAACAUCAAGAUCCGAGGAUUGUGACCCGAGCGAAGGGAGGGUGAAGCCGGAGCAGCGGAAAGCUCGCAAGGCCCCCGUGGAUCCUUCCCAGAGGAGGGGCCGGAGCUCCAGAGCGGAUAGGGGGCAGGCUGCCAAGACGGUAGAGGCUAGCGGGGGAACUAGGAAAAUGGCCGCUCGGCGUGGGAAGAAAUCGGUGGCCAAACCAUCAUCUCCCACAGAGGUUGCGACAGAUUCUGAAAGCCUGAUCAAACGAAAAAUGAAAUCUAGAACCAAAUCGAGGAAGCGGGCAACAAAUACUCUUGUAAAAUCUGAAUCUUUGAAUUAAAGCGGUUUUAUUAAGCUACAGGUAUAGAUGAGAUUGUAUAAAGAUGUGCAGAGCUAUCAGCAAGCAGAUAAGGAACCACUUCGCACAAUUGGGUUACAUUCCCAAGGAGAUGACAAUUCCUGAUUUCUACCCAUUAACUGUUCCCCGCCCGCCCUUUGGAUUACAUAGCGUGAACCUUGUUAAGCAAUAAGUGAUUUUUAAAAAUUAUUUUCUAUUUUUUAAAUGUGUGUCUAGUUUUUUAAACUGGAAUAAAUUCUCAGCCAUGUUUUAAUGAAAAA
Messenger RNA from Stegostoma tigrinum, 2527 nucleotides. RefSeq names its product nei-like DNA glycosylase 1 (gene neil1). Bases 954 to 2249 code for a protein of 431 amino acids. Gene Ontology annotation, biological process: base-excision repair. Lineage: Eukaryota; Metazoa; Chordata; Chondrichthyes; Orectolobiformes; Stegostomatidae. Gene Ontology annotation, molecular function: zinc ion binding; nucleic acid binding; DNA-(apurinic or apyrimidinic site) endonuclease activity. The record is from RefSeq and is a predicted model, not a curated record. Gene Ontology annotation, cellular component: nucleus. The transcript has 10 exons.